AAUUAUAUUUCUCCAAUUCUUCUUCUCCUUGGUGUUUGAAGUAAAUGAUUUCACUUUUUUGUUUCUUCUAAAGGUUUGUUUUGCGCCAGUACAACCGCCAGAUUGUGUUGUGGUGCUGGAUACGGACAGGAAGAGUUCAGUGAUUUUGGAGGCUGCUAGGCUUCAAGUUCCCAUUGUAGCACUGGUUGAUUCAAGUUUGCCAAGGGAUUACUACGAGAAGAUUGCUUAUCCUGUGCCUGCUAAUGAUUCAAUGGAGUUCGUGUACUUGUUCUGUAACAUCAUUACUAAAACUUUCUUGCUUGAGCGUAAGAAGAUGAGAGAAGCAAAGGGAGAUAUAUUUGAAGAUGAACCAGAAACUUCAACAAAAGAACUUGGGUAAUCUAUCCUAGAAUUUACGCAUUGCUCAUGAGUGUUGCUUGGGCAGAAUAAUUAUUGCUGCCUAUUCGUCUGAUGUCACUUGGUUCCGUGAACUUAUAAGUCUGCAGAAUAGAUUUUUUUUUUAUAGCAGUACGUGAAGCAAGUAAAGUAUAAGAAGGCAGAGAGUGUUAUUGUUUCCAUUGACACAGAACAUUUAGCCUAUGGAAUGGAUGUCAAUAGUUGACUUAAUUUUUUGUUUCUAUAUUCUUAAGAAAGAUAAACCAGUUGCAUAGUUUGGUUAGUUGGUCAAUAAAAGUUCUAAUCCAUAUUCUGCAUUGUAGAAAGGAGGUCCAGCAAGUUGACAAUAUGAAGAGAAUAAGCUCUGUAACUGAUGAAGUCCUUGUUGUUCCUUAUGACAGCUUAGCUCAUAUUUUUCAUGAUUCUGUUGAAACUAAGCGGAUCUUGGAUAAGCUUGUGGUGGUGAAGUUCAAUGGUACUUUGGGAACGGCUGUCGGAUUUAAUGGCCCUAAGUCCCUAGUUGAAGUAUGUGAUGGUUUGACUUCUCUCGACAUGAUUGUGAAUCAAAUUCAGACUCUUAAUCAGAAGUACGGGUCGGAUAUCCCACUGGUGCUUAUAAACUCCGGCAACACUCAUGAUGAUACGUCUAAGGUUUUGGAAAAAAUUUCCAGGUCAAACAUAGAUAUUCUUCCAGUUCAACAGGGCCAACAGUCUGCGGAAUCAUCUGGCCUGCAGGAGACCGAGAAUAAACUGCACCCUUCUGAUCAAGCAGCAGCAUUCCGCUCCCUGAUUAAUAGUGGGGCACUAGAUGUCUUACUAGUGAAGGGGAAGGAGUAUGUACUUGUUAUAAGCUCGGACAACUCAGCUGCGGUGGUUGAUGCCAAGAUCUUGAAUCAUUUGGUCUUGAACAAAAUUGAGUACUGCAUGGAGGUGACGCCAACAACAUCAUAUUACUCAACAAACCCUAUGGCUAACGAGUCUGAAGGAAAGUUUCAGCUUACGGAAAUCGCAGAGGAUGCAUCCACACACUCGAUGGAGAAUUUCAAGUUGAUUGAUACAAAAACAUUGUGGGUGAGCUUGAAAGCUAUCAAAAGGCUUGUUGAUACAAAUUCUCUGCCGGUGGAGAAUCUUUCGAUCUCCAAGGAAGUAGAAGACAAUCAACCUCCUCAGCAAGAGAAUGCAGCUGAUUUACCAAUAUGGUUAUUUAACCAAGCCAUUGGCAUUAAUGUUCCUCAAUCUCGGUUUCUUCAACUAAAUGCAACAUCUGACUUGCUUCGUUUGAAGUCUGACAUUUACUCUGCUGUUGAUGGUUCUUUGCUUCGGAAUCCAGCCAGAACCAAUCCCUUGGAUCCAUCCAUUGAAUUGGGGCCUGAAUUUGAAAAGAUUGAUGACUUCAAAAGUCGCUUCCACUCCAUUCCUAGCAUAGUUGAGUUGGACUCCUUGAAAGUCACUGGUGAUGUGUGGUUUGGAACGGGUGUUAGUCUUAAGGGGAAAGUAAGCAUCCAUGCGGAACCAGGGACCACAUUGAACAUCCCAAAUGACACGGUCAUCGAGAACAAGGAGAUCAACCAUCCGGCAGACAUUUGAGAGCCUGUAGAGGGUUACAUGGCUUCCAUCUCAUUUCUUGUUGGUUCGGUAGACAAGAAGACCUCCGAGGGUUACAAAUUAGCUUUUCUUUUUCCUCCGAGGAUAGGUUCGAUUGAAACUGGGUGGAUGCCUUUACUUUGUUUAUCAUGGCGCAAUGCUGUCAAAACUCUGAGAAGCUGGCAACUUGACGAUGUCAGCAGUUUGCACACAUAACCUUGAGCCGGGAGUGGAGCAGAGGAAUUGAAACAAGCCAAAAGUUCUGCACAACUUUGAAUAACCUUGUUGCUCAUUCCAGUUAGUCAAAUAUGCUGUAAUAUUCAGUUCUAUAAACCAGUCAUAUCAUUAGCAAGGAUAAUUCGUUCAUAUGCGUAUAUAGCGCUAUAGAUAGCAUAUUU
Linum trigynum is the source of this 2357-nucleotide messenger RNA. Lineage: Eukaryota; Viridiplantae; Streptophyta; Magnoliopsida; Malpighiales; Linaceae. The record is from the annotation of a GenBank genome assembly.